UGGUACAUUAUUAUCACAUUAGAACUCCGAGUGUUUACAAAUAGAUCAUCACUAGAUGGGCUACAAUUUCAAGUAAAUAUACUUCUAAGAUCUGCGCACUGCAGUGAUUGAGCUGUGCGGUGUCAUUCGGAAAGGCAGGAAUGACUUAGUGGCAGAUUUUUGGCCACAGUUCCCCCCUUACCGUAAGACGGUUUGGUACUACCAUGGAUGCCCAUCUGCUUAUCAUCCUGCUUGUCAUGCUGAGGAGGGUGAUAUCAGAGGAUAAAGAUUUGCUGUGUGCAAGUUACCCCUGCCUGCAUGGCAGUAAGUGUGUUGAAGCGCUGAGAGGCUACAGUUGCACGUGCCCUCCAGAGUGGACAGGCAGAAACUGUGAAUUAGAUGUGGAUGAAUGUACCAGCACUCCAUGCAAGAACAUGGGGAUGUGUAUCAACAGAGAAGGUGACUUUGAGUGUCUUUGCCAGCAAGAAUGGACAGGGCCGACUUGUGACAGACCUGCACAGUGUGCACAAGAGCAGUACACCGGUUGGCCCAGUAUUCAGCUGAGGAGUAUCUCAGGCCCAUCCUUUACACCGGCCAACUACACCGAUACAAUCGUGCCUUACAUCUGCAGUUACACCAUCACCAAUCUGGACGACGCCGGCAAAAUCCAGCUCAUCUUUGACGAUUUCUUCAUGUUUGGUAGCAGGACCACGUUCUCUUGCUUGAGGAUCUACAGUAGAAACAGCAUAGAGGUUUACGAUGGCCAGUCCCCUACUCCUACGCUGGACCAGUGCUUCGCUUCAAAUAAGAGGCCAAGGGCGAUUGUAUCCUCAGGCAAUUCCUUACGUAUUGACUUCAAGCACUUGCAGAGUAUCUCCUAUCAGUUCCCAGUCUUCCGAGCUCACUAUCGCUUCCUGUCAGCUAACGAACCUGUUAUCAAGCCCAGAGUGGACACCAUUACCUUCUUUGAGGAUCAUAUCAGCCAAUUCUCUACCACUCUGUGGCGGGCAGACACCCAUGACAUCUUGUGGCUCUUUGUAGCUCCAACGAAGAAACAUGUCUACUUAUCUCUGGAUCCCAUCUACAUAUCAAAGAACGUAGACAUCACUCUAGACAUCCAUGACGGCAUCACGUCCUCAUCUGCCAAGGUUGCCUCCCUCCAUCGUAGCUACCACUUCCCUGCCAUACAGCUCACAUCCACCAGCAAUGGGCUAUAUGUACGCUGUCACACCGGCCAACUACUGGGCCAGAAUAUCACAGUAGCUGGAGUCUUUACAUUCUAUUUGGACGCUGCAGAUAACAGUGACAUGUGCUCGGACUUCUUAUGCGCCAAUAACCGUUGCAUCUCCAGCUACUUUGAGUGUGACGGUGUGGACCAUUGUGGAGACAACUCUGAUGAGAAACCAUGUCUGGGGUUGUGCCCAGAUAAUUGGUGUGCUAACGGUGGGGAGUGUCAUCAGGUAACAGCUGGCUAUCCACGCUGUACAUGCAAGCCACACUACACGGGGGACAGGUGCCUGGAUGAGGAAGUGUGCCCUCAGGAUUACUGCAUGUAUGGUGGCACAUGCCUUGGCCACUCAGUGGCCACAAGAUACUGCCACUGCCAACGACCCUAUUCAGGACUACGGUGCCAACAAGAUAACUCAGGUUGUCCGCAGUACUACUGUCAGAAUGGAGGCAGUUGUGUGGGUACCCAUGAUAGGUACCAAUGUAGAUGUCCAGACGAUUACAUUGGCACAUACUGUGAAAAGAAGCUAGUGGAAACCUAUGAGGAUGAUGGCUUUCACAGCAGUCUGACCUACACCUUGAUAACAGUCAUACCAGUGGCUCUGCUGCUACUCACCGUCUGGGUCUGCUGCAGAAUGAGACAAUGUCGCAACCCACUCUACACCAGACGCUACCCAGAGGUCUUCAGUCAGAGAUACCGAGAAAGCAGCUCAGUUUCAUCAGACUAUCCCUCCACAGUGAGCAGGAGUCUGUCUCGCAUGAGUACAGGAAGCAUGUACACUGACGAACCACCUCCUUAUAACGUGGUGGUCCGCAACCAUCGACGUAAACUCCGCAGGCACCACUCCCACCCAGGGCCCACUCAUGCUUGCUCAGAGCAACCUCCGCCGUCGUAUGAAAGCAUCGUCAUAGCCCAGACUGACCCGCCGCCGUACAUCCACGUCCUGCAGUCUUCCUCCGCGCGGGGACGGCACAGAUCCUUAGACAUGCCCCCGACUGUCACGGAGAUGCAAGAAACGACAAGAUCCCCACUGUUGGAUGGGUCGCCGGAAGGGGCUGCCGGUGGGGAAAGGUCAACCGAACAAGGUCAAGGGUCAUCCACAGGUCAGCAAGCCGUCAACGGGGAGCGAGGGCCGGAAAGUGGUAGCGUACAGGAGCACAACUCCUUGCUGCCAGAAGGAGAGACCUCAUCAUCAUUGUGAUGUGUCCGAGUCUCUGUAGGUCCUUACAAAUCACACAAACAGGGUGGGGUCAGUUAAAUCCCGCUUUCUUUCACACAACUCCGGAAUUUUCUCCCUCAACCCUACUCCCGAGCAGGGUUAAUUAUUUCCCGGGGAAAAGCUAUUUCCCGGGAGUUUCGUUGGUAGUGUGAACAGACCGACCAAAAGUCCCCGGGAUUCCCUGGGAGAUACUUGUAGUGUGAAUAGGGCUUGUUUGUGCGUUUGCAGUCUUCCUGUUUAGACCAGUAUCUGAAAUUAUUCCCUCACUGUUAGAAGUGACGUAGGACUGUAUCUUACUUUGUACAUUGUGGGAAACCCAGAACUUGCCAUUAUAUAGUUCCACAAUUGUACGCUUUAUUAGUUCCAACAGUAUCUACAUAUAGGUGUACUAGUAGGGAUUCAAUAGAAAGGGCACUAC
Patiria miniata (bat star) is the source of this 2844-nucleotide messenger RNA. RefSeq lists its product as uncharacterized. Gene Ontology annotation, biological process: heterophilic cell-cell adhesion; establishment or maintenance of epithelial cell apical/basal polarity. The record is from RefSeq and is a predicted model, not a curated record. Lineage: Eukaryota; Metazoa; Echinodermata; Asteroidea; Valvatida; Asterinidae. Gene Ontology annotation, cellular component: plasma membrane; protein-containing complex. Gene Ontology annotation, molecular function: protein binding; calcium ion binding. Bases 204 to 2408 code for a protein of 734 amino acids. The transcript is spliced from 14 exons.